UAGUGGCUGCCCAUGUGGGCUGGGCCCUUGCCCUACUAGGAGCAGUGACAGGGUCACCUGUCGGGCCCCAUACCUUCAGGGCAACUCUCAGAGCAUGGAUCCCUCCUGAUUCUUCUCUGGCCCCAAUGUUCCUCACGGUCAAGCUGCUCUUGGGCCGAAGAUGCAGCCUGAAGGUAUCUGGAAAAGAAAGUGUGGCCACACUGAAGAAGCUGGUUUCUCAGCACUUGCAGGUACCCGAGGAGCAGCAGCACCUGCUGUUCCGAGGCCAGCUCCUGGCUGAUGACAAAUACCUCUCAGAUUACAGCAUUGGGCCCAAUGCCUCCAUCAACGUCAUCAUGCGGCCUCAAGAGGAUGUAGCACUGGACAAGACCCAUCAAACCCAGCCCCUGUGGCUCCAGCUGGGCCAGGUCCUAGACAAACAUUUUGGGCCAAAGGAUGCAAAGACGGUGCUGGGGUUUUUGAGGCAAGAGCACGAGGAACGUCUGCAGAGGCUGAGCUUGGAGGCCCUGGAGCAGCUGGUGGGCCAACUCCUAGCACAACAGCAGCUUGAAGAGCUGGCAGAGGAACAGGAAGUCCCUGCUGUUGCAUCAGAGCUCCAGCAAAACGAUGAAGGAGGAGGGGGAGGGACAGGCAGAGGAAGAGGAGGAAAGGAGGAAGAAGAGGAGGAUGAUAAGGAGGAGGAGGCUGAUCCAUAAAUUGGCCCAUCCUUCUCUUGCUCACUAAACUUCCCCUGGACUGACCCUUCUAUGUUCUCGGGCAGUUUUUCUCUUUGCUUUCUCCUGAUGGAGAUGCAUUUGUCCUUCUUGCUAAACCGCUAAGUAGCUGGAAGAUAUCUGGAUCCUUCCAUGCCCUACCUGUAGGUCCCCUUCUGAAGUGCAGACUGAUUCUAGCACCAUCUCUCUGCUACAAGAGAUUUGAGUGGGCCAAGGUAUGCUAUAGGGACAGUCAAUGGUCAUCCUGGCUCUGAGUGGAACAGGUUUGCCAAAGCAUGCCUCAGAGAAAGUCUCUAUGGCUGAAGACAGAGCCUCCUCUUCAGAACAGACAGUGUGAGUCCAUUGUACCCCAUAGAACCCAGACACCCAGUAGUAUAGAGAGAGGGGGAAGGGCUAUCAGCUGCCCUUGAACUCAUGGUGAGGCUGGCCCUGUUGUCCUGCUUGGUGUUUCCUAACUUCGGAGACAGGAGUCAGGGAAAUCGAUUGCAUGGGCCAGUCCUGGGGUUUGUGGGAAUUCAGAUGAAGUCCCAGAGGGCAGGAAACAGAGCCCUAAGCAGGAAAAAUAGUCUGCACGUGGUCCACUCAUGGGGCCAGCCUAAAUAAAGUUAUGC
Grammomys surdaster is the source of this 1324-nucleotide messenger RNA. RefSeq names its product ubiquitin like 4B (gene Ubl4b). The record is from RefSeq and is a predicted model, not a curated record. The coding region runs from base 126 to 695 and encodes 189 amino acids. Lineage: Eukaryota; Metazoa; Chordata; Mammalia; Rodentia; Muridae. Gene Ontology annotation, molecular function: protein binding. The transcript has a single exon.